GCGGCAGGGAUGCCAUCCCAUCUUCCACUUGCUCAAAGAGGCAAUGUUCGAGCGGAAGCCCCACCGUUUUCGCCCGCUUGGCGCGCCUAGCUCGCGUCGGCCUGCUUGCGCUCUCCACAAGCUGCUCUCGAUGAGCGCUUCAAUGCAUGGCGAUGUGUCACGUUUGACUAAGAAGCCAACAGCCACGAGACAGUCUGCAUCACCGCAAAAGCGGCACCGUGUCGUGGAAGAUCAUGCACUUGCUCCUCCCCUUCAACCGGUGAUGUUCCCGUGCGGCCGCCAGCCAUGCCGACGUAGCAUCCCCUCCGCCAGCUCUGCAGCCCUAAUUCUCACUCGGCCAUCACGCAAUGCAGCUGCCGCAACCCUCUCCUCCUCGCCCGCCCGCCGCGCCCUCUCACAACGCCCUCGGUGCGAAUCCGAUGGCCAUGAAGGUCGAGCCCGGCGCGCUGCAAUCCGCCCGAUCACGCUAUUCGCCCUCUGCAUUCCCCUCGGCUACGUGCUGAGCUACGCAAUCAAUACCCGUCAAGAUGCCGGGCAGACAGAUGGCUUUGUGAAAUACGUGUUGGUCAGAAAAGAGGAGGUGUCGAGCACGUGUUCCAUCUUCACCGUGCGCCCCUCUACGGCCUCGAUAUUGCGUAGUGCCGAUGCCCUCUCCUCCAGGCAAAGCAUCACAAGCGUGCAGUUCAAGCAACCGCAGUUGCAGAUCGCGCGAUCUUACACCAUCCUACCGCCGCUGCAGGAUCAAGAUGCCGGCGAACUGCGCUUUUUAAUACGGCAGGAGCGGAAUGGCGAAGUCUCGGGUUACCUCCACCGCUUGACCGUCGGAGCGGAGGUGCAGCUUCGAGGGCUCUCUGCGGAAUAUGUGCUGCCGGAGAAAGUGAGUAGGGUGGUGUUCUUGGCAGGCGGGACGGGUAUUGCGCCUGCAAUGCAGGUCGCAGAUGCGCUGGCUGGGCAGGCGGAUGUACAUAUAUUGUGGGCAAGCAGGAGAAGAGAGGAUUGUGUUGGGGGUAGAAGCGACGGGAACCCCGCAGGUGUUCAGGACAGCCUCUUCACGAAAGUGAAAGGGCUCUUCGGGGUGUCACAGUUGAGCGUACAGCCACACGACUCUACACGAGGGCCGAGUCUUAUCGUUGCUCAGGUGGAAGCCUUGAAACAAAGGGCGAACACGAGGAGACCUGGCAGCCUGCAGGUGGACUACUACGUCGACGAAGAAGCGACCUUGAUUGAGUUCAAAGACGUCGCACCCCUCCUUCGCAAAGGCAGCCAACCCAGCAGCGAUUCCGAAGGCAAGGACCUACUUUUCGUCGCUGGUCCGGAAGGCUUCGUCAAUCACUGGGCAUUCAGGAAGAUAUGGGUCAACGGUCAGGAAGUCCAAGGCCCAGUCGGGGGAGCAUUGGCGAAGAUGGAUCUGACUGGGUGGGAGGUUGUUAAGCUAUGAGGUCGAAUGGUUGGCAUAGUCGAAUGCAUUGCUGAUCCGACUGGAGAAAGAAUUCCGCGGCGCUUACAAUUAGAGCAGUUGUCUUGAAGGAAUACGGUGCAUGGCAGCUUACGUUAAUGCCUAAGGCCGAGCCUUCUGGACGGCGAAGUGCCGACAUCGUUUCCGCGCCGCUUACUUAACCCGCGACGGAAUUAUUGCCGGGGCUUCGAAAUCAACCUGCAGUCUUCCGCCCUAGUAUUUACAUGCUCGCAA
This is a messenger RNA of Neohortaea acidophila, 1690 nucleotides long. RefSeq lists its product as uncharacterized. The transcript has a single exon. Gene Ontology annotation, molecular function: oxidoreductase activity. The record is from RefSeq and is a predicted model, not a curated record. The coding region runs from base 44 to 1438 and encodes 464 amino acids. Lineage: Eukaryota; Fungi; Ascomycota; Dothideomycetes; Mycosphaerellales; Teratosphaeriaceae.